This is a messenger RNA of Ambispora leptoticha, 419 nucleotides long. NCBI's taxonomy places the organism in Eukaryota, Fungi, Glomeromycota, Glomeromycetes, Archaeosporales, Ambisporaceae. The record is from the annotation of a GenBank genome assembly.
AUGCUUACUCUUCGCCUAUUUUGCCAAAUCGUUUUGUCUUCUAUACACAAGAAACUAUCUUUAACAAUGCUCUGUACCUCUUGCUCACGCAUUCUCGAUUCUGAUGCAUUCAUAUAUAAUGGCAAAAAUUACAAAACGUGUGCCAGUUGCCUGACUACUAAAGCUGAAAAGAGAGCUACUAAAAAAGGCAUAUUGGAUGAUAAUACUAAUAAUGAAGAAGCCUUUAUUGAAAUAAUCUCUAUACAUGAAGUUAGUGAUUAUAUUGCCGAUAUGAUUGACAAUUUAGAACUUCAUAGUGCGCUUCAUCUUACCUUUCGUGUUAGACUUGAAAAUAUAUCUGAUACCGCUGAUAUAGACGUUAGAAUGAUUGCUAAAUUGAUUGUUGAUGAAAUUGAAGAAGGAGAUGACUAUAAUUGGGU